UUUGAGUUAUUCUUGGGAAACAAUUAUGAUUAUGGUAAAAAUUAAUUGAAAAAUUAAGGAUCAAUUUACCUUUAGACUUGAAGGAUUUACUGCUACCGUGCCAGAAAUCCUAAGAAAUAGCGAAAGAGUAGCCAUUGCCCAAACGCCACCGCCAUCAUCACCCAUUGUUGAUCUGCGACUUCAGGUGGCGCCACCAACGCCACCAGAUGAUCAUCGCUGCUGUUAGGAACCCCAAAUCUUUACAAUUUGACGGAUCGACAAUUUUCGCUCUAAGCUCCCAUAGUUUCAAUUUUUGGUACAUUAAGCUCCAUAGUUCGAUCUGUCAAAAUCCCUUCCGAUCAUGACGAUUUUCAACCAAGCGAAGCCUGCAACUAAAGAUCAGAGGAGAACAAAGCGAAGCUUGACGGAUGGUGGUCCACUCUCCAACUCACUUCUUUCAGGGGUUCUUAAAACUCUCCGUCUUAAUUUCUUGUCUUUCUCUACAUAGGUUCUGUCACCAGCAGAGGCAGAACAAGGAGGAGAGGAGGAGAAGAAAAAAAUAGGAGGGGUAGCAGAAGCGGCGAAGUCGUCGACGCCGUCCGGUUUCCUCCUCUCAUCUUCCCCUUCUGCAACUCCCUUUCUCUUUCUCUUUUCAAUUAACUAUGAUAUGAUAUUUUGUAUAAAAUUAACAGUUCUUUAGUAAAUUUUUUUAUGGGUUCUUAAGCUACGAUAUCUUUAGUGAAGCUGUGUCAGAUUUGAAAUCCUAGCUGGGUUUAGUUUCUAAGUAUUAGUUCCUAUAUCAGGUUAUGGUGGACAAAACCCUGCUCUUUCUGGCCGCCUGCCUGGCAAUUUCCCUGUACCUGAACCACCAACAACUCCAGGACCAUUUGCUGCAGGAUUGACUCGAAAUGAAGGAACAAUUCCAGGUGCUGGAGCUGCAAUGCCGUUGACAAUUCCAUCUCUUGAUGCAUCAGCUCAGGGGAGCAGAAACAGCCUCUUCCAAUUUCUAUGCCUCUAGUAACCCCACCACUACCGCCUGGUCCACAUCCAUCCCUUCUUGCUGCCAAUCAGCAACGGGGAUAUCAACAAAAUCCUCAGCAGAUGCCACAACAGCAACACCAGGCUCACCCUCAGCAAAUGCCCCCUUUGCCUAUGCCACCUCCAAAUAUGCAGCAGCUACAACCACCAUCACAUUUACCCCUCCUCCCUCAUCCUCAUCUACCUCGUCCUCCACAAAUGCCUCCUCAUGGUGUGCGUGGAUCCUUGCCUGCGCCUUCAUCGAUGCCCACAUCACACCCAUCGCCAAUGCCAGGUCCAAUGGUACGAUGAAUCAGAUGGUCCCUCCAAUGCCACAAGGCCAUUUUAUGGGCAUGAAUCCGAUGCACUCUGGAUCCUUAACCACAAGUGCUGCCCCUUCAGUUGGGGGCUUUCCUAAUGGCCUGCCAAAUAUGCAAGGUCCAUCAAAUGCAACUGGAGCUCAAAUGUAUCCACAAGGUGGUUCAUUCAAUCGGCCACCAGGUGUACAAAUGCCCAUGAUGCCGGGUUUAAUCCCUACCAGUCUGGGAAUCAAUCUGGUAUGCCUCCACCACUACCACCAUGUCCUCCGCCUCAUUCCCAACCACCUCAGUAGAUCAUUGUUUCAUCACAGAGCAGCUGCUGCUGCUUACAUGUGGAUGGAAACUACAACUUGCACUGGCUUACUUGCGUUGGUGUUGACUCAUGUCCAUUUUAAUUCCUUAGGAUAUUCUUUUUGCCUUUUCUCUGCGUUCAUUGUAUAAUUUGGCCGGUAAACACUUGAAGAUAUUCAAUGAGAUAGCAUUAGUUGAGUGGAGAA
Molecule: messenger RNA, 1813 nt
Organism: Hevea brasiliensis (rubber tree)
Lineage: Eukaryota; Viridiplantae; Streptophyta; Magnoliopsida; Malpighiales; Euphorbiaceae
Product: flowering time control protein FY-like
Exons: 3
Coding region: 945-1757 (270 amino acids)
Source: RefSeq, a predicted model, not a curated record